GGUGUUUGCUGGUAGUGGCUUGGAAAACUAAAACCGAUUGCAGCGGAUAGCGACAUCAGCCCAGUUGGAUGGGAAAUGCAGAGCGGCGUGCGAAGCAUAAGUUCGCUGACUUAUCCACUUGAGUGUGAAGAAAAUAAAGAAAAAAAAUCGUUCGGUUGAGUGAUGCACUGCCACUAUUUACGUGUUACAUUUCAGAGCUUGUUCACAAAAGUAAUACCCAUGAGAAAGUGAACUUUGUUUGCAUUUUUGACAGGGAAGAAAACCAGAAGGGAAGCAAUUUGAGAAAUGUGCGAAAGUGAAAUGACGACCCGGUUGCAGCGAUCCAGGAGCUGAAUUCGACUCGGAGGUGUGUCCCCCGGUUUGAAACAUUGCGCCGCGCAUAAAAGUGAAAGAAGAUCCCAGGGCGAAGAAAAACAAAAUCAUAAAAAUUCAAUAAAUGCAAUCGUUUUAAUGAUCAACGGUGUAGGUAUCAUCGGUGGCGGAGUUAUUUUGUAACGAGCGCACGUGCCCGAGGCAGCAGCGCCGUGUGUCGAAAAUAGCUUUGCAGAUUUUUUGAGGAAAGUGAAAAGUUUAGUGCAAACGGUGUUUUUUUUUUGGAAAAACAAGCGAAUCGAGCUCCGAAGGGAAAUUGAUGAAAGUGAAAUUAUUUAGUGGCCCGUUGAAAACCUAAUCGAAUUUAGUGUAUCGCAGUGGGAAGUGAUUCGGAGGAUUAUGGAUAGCCGUCGACAACGGUUGGCGGAAUUUGGUGGCCACCAUCGGAACGGCGCAAGGCUGCAGUAAUGAGUAACGGAACGACGACGACGACGACGACGGUGGCGGCCGGAAAUGGUGGUGGUGCAGCGGCUACGGAUGCGGAAAGUCUGCCCACCUGGCGAUUGUGGGGCGAAGAGCGCGAGCAGGACGCCAUCUAUACCGUCUACCUGAAGAAGGUCCGCUACCAUAGGCCGACGCCGAGUGCCAGCAGUCAAGACUCGGACGAUGAAAUCUCCCACUUGGAGUGGGAAACGGUCCGGGUGCGGUUCGUGAAGGCGGCUACCCUCUCGCGGCUCGUCGACGCACUGACGACGGACGAUGGCGAGCUGGAGAGUACCUUCGUGAAUGUGUUCCUGACCACCUACCGGACGUUUUCGCAGCCGGAGAAGGUGCUGGAGUUGCUGCUGAAUCGGUACGAGAAGCUCCACUCGGCGGACGUUGCCCUGCUGCCAUCGGAAUCGCUGACCGAUCAGCACAAGAAAACUCUAGUCUCCGUUCUUCACGUGUGGUUGGAUGGAUUCCCCGAGGACUGGGAUACGGAGAACCUGCAACGGCUACUGGCGUUCACCUCCAAGCGGCUGCCAAACUCGGAAAUACACAUUAAAGCUUUACAUAGGUAUACAAAUAGGUUAGAUAAGUACAGUCGAAUACCACCACCGUUGCCAUGGUCCGAUCUGACCGACCAGUUCGGGGGCCUUUGCUUAACGCCUGCUUUCCGGGGGCCUCCGUCACACCUGCUCAACUCGUACCGCUUCCCGAACAUCCCGGUCAAGCACUUUGCCGAGCAGCUCACCCGGAUGGAUAUGGAACUGUUCAAGCGGCUCAUUCCGCACCAGUGUCUCGGGGCCAUCUGGUCCAACAGGGACAAGCACGAGGCCAGCACGGUGCUGGCGACUGUUACCCAGUUCAAUGCCGUCUCGUUUCGGGUUAUUUCCAGCAUACUGAUCGAACCGCGGCUGAAACCGCAGGAACGGGCCCUCCUCAUAUCAACCUGGAUCGACAUCGCCCAGGAAUUGCGGUUACUGAAGAACUUCUCCUCGCUAAAGGCGAUCAUCUCCGGGCUGCAAUCGAAUGCCGUCUAUCGGCUAUCGAAAACGUGGGCGGCGUUGCCGCGGGAAAAGCUGGAACUCUACACCGAGCUAGCGCGGAUAUUCUCCGAAGAUAACAACGCUUGGGCUCAGCGGGAGGUGCUGAUGCGAGAGGGUACGGCCAAAUUUGCCGACACGGUUGGAGAAAACGAUCGGCACCUACAGAAAGUCUUUCAGAAGCAAAACACCUUGAUCAGUCACGGAACCAUCCCGUACCUGGGGACGUUCCUGACGGAUCUAACCAUGAUUCAUGCUGCCAUUCCGGACACCCUGGUGGAUGGGUUGAUCAACUUCGACAAGCGCAGGAAGGAGUUUGAGGUGCUGGCGCAGAUAAAGUUGCUUCAGGGUGCUGCCAAUACGUAUCAUCUACCAGAGGAUGCGCUGUUUGAUCGGUGGUUCGCUUCGCUGCUGGUGCUGGACGAGCGGGAAUCACACACGUUGAGCUGCCAGCUGGAAGCCCCGCCGGAAUCGAACAAACGGCCUAGUCAUCAAGGGCACAAGAAAAGCGAUUCGAUUGCGUCGAACAGCAGUAGCGGGGCUGGUUCCCAGUUCUACUGCGACAUCAACAAUGUAUCCAAUGCGAGCUACAGUUCUCGAAAUAACUCCCUGGACCGGGAUGUGACUCCACCGAACGCGUCAAUUCUGUCAGCGGCUAGCAGUGUCUCGUCUCUCUCGAUGGAAUCCACCACCUCCAGUAGUCAGAAGUCGAACCACCUCAACGGAAGUGCCCUGAUCCGGACACCGCAGUCCAACAGGGUGAACCAUACCAAUUCCAAUUCGGCUAGCAAAAACGGGCACGACACUCCCAUCAUCAACGGACAGCUGAAGGAGGACUCGCCGCUGAAGAAGGGAUCACCCGAUUUCUACAUCAUCAAGGUUACCUACGAGACGGAACAGGUCGAACUGGACGGGAUUGUGCUGUACAAAAGUAUUAUGCUCGGCAAUAACGAGCGAACGCCGCAGGUCAUCCGGAAUGCGAUGCUGAAGCUCGGCCUCGAGGGCGAUCCGGACAAGUAUACGCUGUCGCAGGUUCUGCCGGACAAGGAACUGCUCCUACCGAACAAUGCCAACGUGUACUACGCCGUCAACACGGCGUACAAUUUGAACUUUAUUCUUAGGCCAAAAAAAGAUCCGGACAGUGGGCGGUAAGAUUGGCUGAAUUGUCGAGUACCAAAUGUUGUUGUAAAUAUAUUUAUUCUUAAUUGAGGGAGCCUAUUUCCCACCCGUAACGCUGCUACUCUGAAACUCCCAAACCGGACGAAUCUCUUAUCAGCAAUGUGGCUGAUAUUAACGGGAUAAUAUUUAAGGAAAAGUUGUACAGCAAUUGUGGCAAACUGUGUACCAAGUAGAUUAUACAAUGAACGUUUUUAGCCGCGACAUCGGAUGAGAUAAGUUUUAUAGAAAUGCACCCCAUUACGAUUAACAAACAGCAGCAAUUAACCAUGUGGGCUGUUGAGCACACUAAACCAGAAAACAAAAUUACUUAUGAAGGAAAUUGAGUAACGGAAGAGCUUUUCGGUGAAGAAGUCGAGAAUUUUUUUUUUCUCUAUCGAAAGGAAUUGUUGGCAACUGAAGUGAUUUAGCUAUUAUCAAAUUGUGUACUGUACAGAACGGAACCAAGCAGUAUCCAUCACUAGAGACUAGAUUUACGUAUACUAAAAGGAAACAAAUAUUGGAAAUAUAAUUCCACACGGUAAAUUGA
Molecule: messenger RNA, 3543 nt
Organism: Ochlerotatus camptorhynchus
Lineage: Eukaryota; Metazoa; Arthropoda; Insecta; Diptera; Culicidae
Gene: Rgl
Product: Ral guanine nucleotide dissociation stimulator-like
Exons: 7
Coding region: 780-2990 (736 amino acids)
Biological process (GO): Ras protein signal transduction; positive regulation of GTPase activity
Cellular component (GO): plasma membrane
Molecular function (GO): guanyl-nucleotide exchange factor activity
Source: RefSeq, a predicted model, not a curated record